CUCGUUCCUCCCCGCCCCGCCAUGUCGUCGACCCCCGCGGCGCGCAGACGCCCGGCGGCCGGGCCCGAGGGGGGAGCCCCCGCCGGAGCCCCCGUGCCCGGCGAUGCUGAGCGGGGCAUGGCGGCGCCGGGCCUCACGCUCUGCCUCAAGCUGCUGGCGGCGGCCUUCUACGGGCUCAGCUCCUUCCUCAUCGUCGUCGUCAACAAGAGCGUCCUCACCACCUACGGGUUCCCCUCCUCGCUGUGUGUGGGGCUGGGCCAGAUGCUGGCGACGGUGGCGGUGCUCUGGGCAGGCAAGGCACUGCGGGUGGUCAAAUUCCCUGACCUCGACAGGCAUGUCCCCCGGCGGACGUUUCCUCUACCUCUUCUGUAUUUUGGGAACCAGAUCACAGGACUGUUCAGCACAAAGAAACUGAACCUGCCGAUGUUCACUGUCCUGCGAAGGUUUUCCAUCCUGUUUACAAUGUUUGCUGAAGGAUUCCUGCUCAAGAAGAAGUUUUCUUGGAGUAUUCAGAUGACAGUAUUUGCCAUGAUCAUCGGUGCAUUCGUAGCUGCCAGUGCUGACUUGGCAUUCGAUCUGGAAGGAUAUAUUUUUAUCCUUAUUAACGAUGCCUUAACAGCUGCAAAUGGUGCCUAUGUGAAACAGAAGCUGGAUUCAAAGGAGCUGGGAAAAUAUGGUCUGCUAUAUUACAAUGCACUGUUUAUGAUCCUUCCCACCCUGACCAUUGCCUACUUCACCGGAGAUGCGCAAAAGGCGAUGGAGUACCAGGGCUGGGCAGACGCGCUCUUCAUCAUGCAGUUUACACUGUCGUGUGUAAUGGGGUUUAUUUUGAUGUACUCCACAGUUCUUUGCACUCAGUAUAAUUCUGCUCUUACAACUACAAUAGUUGGCUGCAUUAAGAAUAUUUUAAUAACCUAUAUUGGGAUGUUUUUUGGAGGAGACUAUAUUUUUACAUGGACAAACUUCAUUGGUCUAAAUAUCAGUAUUGCUGGAAGCCUGGUGUAUUCAUACAUCACUUUCACGGAGGAGCAAAUGAAUAAGCAGUCCGAAGCUGGCAUCAAGAUGGAUAUUAAAGGAAAAAGCUCUGUGUGACCAGGGAAGUGCUUUUAUUGGAAGCAACCUAUUUCUGUUCAGCUGAUUGUGGGCAGAAUGUGGGAAGGAAUCCAGGGUGCCUGCCAAGGAGUAUCUGCGAUGCUCUUAAUUUGCACAAUCCAGAUUGCUGCCUUUACAAAUUAUUGGGAAGAUGGGGAAGAUGACUGACUGUGUAGUGAAGAAUAUGUCUGUCAAAGUCUGAUCGUGAGGAACUAGUGGGUUUCUAAUCAUGCUGAGAUUUGGCAGUAGAGGCUGGCACGAGCAGUGUACACAUAAUCCGGAGGACUGUGCCUAGUGCCAAGGGCUGCACCCCGAGCAUCCUUGGCUGCCUCUCCCCUCAGUGCACCUGGGCACCAUGCGCAGCCGGGGGUGGAUGCCAGGGCCUCCCCAGGCUUGAUCUCUCUGGUGGGGCAGCACCUGCUGGGCUGUGGGACCCAGCACAGAUCCGUCUCCAGGGGGCAGGUGGGACCCCUCCUCUCCCAGGUGAGCACCAGUGUUCUCCCAGCAAAGCUGCUUCUGCAGGAAGUGCCCUGUUUGGGCCAAAGCCCCUUUGUUGAAUGUGCAGUGGUCUCUGAAUUUACAUUUGUUGGUUGGUUUGGGGGUUGUUUUUGUUCUAUUAAUCCACUUUUAAAGCUGGGUUUACCCUCCUUCGUUUCUGAGAGCCCUGCAAACAUUCACCCCUCUCCUUCCUGCCCCAGGUCUCUUUUACAAGGCUCAGGAACGUCCCCAUCGUGAAGGUUUUACCACCACCAGUGCAGGGCCAGCAGCCUCCCUCAAACUACCCCAGCGUCAGAAUCCCUUGGAUUUGGGAAAGCUGCUGGCCGUGCUGGGGCUGGCCCCGGGUACAGGGACCUCGCAGGGCCCUUUGGAUCCAAGGGGGAGUAGGAAAAGGGUUUGCAGGAGAGCUGCCAUUGUCCCAGCUGGCACCCAGAGCCGCCUCCUUCAGAAAAUCAGCUGCAAAGUGUGGGCUGAUGCUCCUGCCCCUCCAAUCCCUUUCCCACCCGUCUGCACUGUGCACAUGCCUGGAAAAGGCAUGGAAAUUUCAACAGUGGCAUUUUGGCAAGGCAAUGGGAACCUCUCGGUGCUGGUGGGAUGUGGAUGGGGGUGCUGCUGCUCAUCUCCAUGGCACUGAGCGUGCACAGCAGUACCAGCCCUUCAGCUUUGGCAAGCCCUGUCCCACAGCUUGUUUUCUGAUGUAGUAAGUUAGCUUCACUUUGUGACCCAUUAAAAGAAUGGGAUUUUUAAUAAGUCAGGCAGUGUUAACUGAUUUUUUUAAAGGUUGUCUUACACAGCACUUGCUUCUAGGUCUCUCCUUGGAUUGUCUUUUGGUUUUAAAAGAAUUGUUUGUAAUAUUGGUUAGAAGAAAAUUUUGGUAAAACUAUGAGGAUUUUUUGUCUACAUUCCUUCAGUAACCAGGGAAAUAGCUUCUAUAGACAAUAUAAAUUGUUUCUGGAAGGUAUUUGCUAAAAAAAAAAAAAAGCACCUGCUGUUUAGCAAAGCUGCAUUUAUUGGAGUGCUGAACCCCAAUGUCUUUACAUGUGACCAACCGUUCUGUGACCGUGCUGCAGGGCCUGAUGUGCUGGUGGAGAUGUGAGGUGGGUCUGCUGCCACCUGCCCCGCAAUCCCAUCCCUGGAGUCCUCCUGGCCAGCUGUGCUGCAGCCAGGGUCUCCUUCCCUUUUGAGGGCAGCGGGAUGGGGGCAUUGGGGCUGGCGUGUUGCCGUAUUUACACAGCAGCACGGGCAGUCGGUGCAUUCUGGAUCAAGGCACUGCCCUUCGGUGAGGCUCCAGAAUGGGAGAAAGAAAAAAAUUCCCUGAUAAUUUUCAUUGCUUCCUAAAUUUCAGUAAAACUUCAGCUUUGCUAUCACUCGGCUGCAGAGCUCUCCUGGUUGUAGGGAUGGCAAAUGCCCCCUGCUGUACAGAAGCCCCAGAGCUGCUUGUUUGUCUGCUCUGGGGGAGCUCCUGGGCUCCUCUGGUCCCUGCAGUGCUGCCUGUGCCACUCUCAGCCCCCCUCAGCCCCCCACCUCCAUCCCACCCGCUCUCAACGAGCUAUUGCCAACUCGCUGUUUGCUCAUCAUGUCAUGGAGGCAUUCAAGGUCAGGAUGCCGGUUCCGUCAAAAGCUAUGAUUGUUGUUCAUUUUAGAAUCUACUGGUUAGAUUUGUUGUCCAAAGGGUAAAGUAUUUUUAAAGCUUAUUUUUUUGUAAUGGGGCACAGUUCAGUGCCAGGGUCCGGAUGGUAUUGUAUGCACUGGGAAAGCAAACAGAGGUCCUACAACAGUAUUUUCUAUGCUAUUAAUCAACUAAAAUGUUUUCUAUAUAGAUUCUAUUUACAAAAUGACCAUUUUAGUGAUUAAAAGAAUGACCUUUUUAUUUGAAUGUAUGGCAGGCUUUAUAUGUCCGUCAGUGAUGAUAGCAAAAAGGAUUUUAUGUGCCUAUGUAUUUUUGUAUUGGCGUCAAAUAAACCAAUGAUGUUCCCUCCUCCUGUC
Molecule: messenger RNA, 3576 nt
Organism: Cuculus canorus (common cuckoo)
Lineage: Eukaryota; Metazoa; Chordata; Aves; Cuculiformes; Cuculidae
Gene: SLC35D1
Product: solute carrier family 35 member D1
Exons: 12
Coding region: 22-1092 (356 amino acids)
Cellular component (GO): Golgi apparatus
Molecular function (GO): GDP-fucose transmembrane transporter activity; antiporter activity
Source: RefSeq, a predicted model, not a curated record